AUUUCAUCUUUUAGCUGUCUACGAUGAGGUUUUGGCACUUAAAUCAGCGUGCGGUAGCGCUCAUCUCAAGACGAUUCUUGCAACUGGAGAGCUGAAAACUUUGGCAAAUGUUUACAAAGCGAGUUGGGCUAGCAUCUUGGCAGGCUCCGACUUUAUCAAAACCUCAACGGGAAAGGAAACCACAAACGCUACUUUGGAAGUAGCGUUUGUGAUGUGUUCAGCAAUCAAGAGGUGGCAUGAACUUACCGGCAAGAAGGUGGGCUUCAAACCAGCUGGAGGGAUCAAGACACCACUGGAAGGCUCUUGCUUAUGUUGCUCUUAUCAAAGAUAUCCUGCUAUGCGCGUGACAUUUCUUCACCCUGACUUGGGUAUUGGUGGUGCUGAACGACUCGUUGUGGAUGCAGCUGUGGCACUACAAAAUAAAGGUCAUCAAGUGAAGAUAGUGACAAGCCAAUUCGAUCCCAAUCAUGCAUUCAAGGAAACAAAGGAGCUAGUGGUUCCUAACUAUUGA
Messenger RNA from Cooperia oncophora, 511 nucleotides. NCBI's taxonomy places the organism in Eukaryota, Metazoa, Nematoda, Chromadorea, Rhabditida, Trichostrongylidae. The record is from the annotation of a GenBank genome assembly.